AUGCUGGAAAACUAUACUCCUAGGCUGAAGUAUGACAAGGUGAUUGGGGAGUUGCCUAUAGUGGGUUGGGUGAAGGUAAAUACUGAUGGUGCCUCGAGGGGGAAUCCAGGGAGGAGCUCAAUUGGUUUGUGUAUAAGAAAUAAUGAUAGAGAUUUAGUAUAUGCUCUUGGAAGGGAGAUCAAUGCUACAACAAAUACAGAAGCUGAAACAGUUGCAAUUCUGGAGGCUUUAAGGAUUUGUAGUGCUCACAAUUACAUGCAAGUAUGGCUUCAAACAGACUCUUUGCUCUUGAAGAAUAUAGUUGAAGGAUUGUGGAAGCCUCCUUGGUGUAUUGUGGAACAAGUGGAGGAGAUUUGGCAGCUCUUGGGCAGGGAUAAUUUUAAAGUCUCACAUAUUUUCAGGGAAGGGAAUAAACUGGCGGAUCAUCUUGCAAACUAUGCUUUGGAUGUAUGA
Nicotiana tabacum (common tobacco) is the source of this 453-nucleotide messenger RNA. RefSeq lists its product as uncharacterized. The record is from RefSeq and is a predicted model, not a curated record. Lineage: Eukaryota; Viridiplantae; Streptophyta; Magnoliopsida; Solanales; Solanaceae. Gene Ontology annotation, molecular function: RNA-DNA hybrid ribonuclease activity; nucleic acid binding.